Messenger RNA from Closterium sp. Naga37s-1, 609 nucleotides. The record is from the annotation of a GenBank genome assembly. Lineage: Eukaryota; Viridiplantae; Streptophyta; Zygnematophyceae; Desmidiales; Closteriaceae.
AUGACCCCAACCUGCCAUUCCAUGGGCAUUGACACCAAGGUUGAGUUGGGCAUCACCCGCCUGGCCAUGCGCAGCCCACUCCUCCCCCUCCCUGCUGUUCAGGGCAUCACCCGCCUGGCCAUGCGCAGCCCACUCCUCCCCCUCCCUGCUGUUCAGGGCAUCACCCGCCUGGCCAUGCGCAGCCCACUCCUCCCCCUCCCUGCUGUUCAGGGCAUCACCCGCCUGGCCAUGUGCAGCCCACUCCUCCCCCUCCGCAACACGUCAGCGCUUCACUCGCCUGUCCAUGCACAACCUACUCUCCCACUCCCUUACCCAUCCGCGCAUCCCACGCCUAUCCAUGCACAACCUACUCUCCCACUCCCUUACCCAUCCGCGCAUCCCAUGCCUGCCGUCUCUCCCACUCCCUUACCCAUCCUCGCAUCCCACGCCUGUCCAUGCACAACCUACUCUCCCACUCCCUUACCCAUCCGCGCAUCCCAUGCCUGCCGUCUCUCCCACUCCCUUACCCAUCCGCGCAUCCCACGCCUGUCCAUGCACAACCUACUCUCCCACUCCCUUACCCAUCCGCGCAUCCCACGCCUGCCGCUGCGCGGCCUAUAUCACACAUGA